AUGAGUUUGAUCUAUCAUGGGACUAAGGCAAUUAUUAAAUAAGUUGAUAUUUGCAAAAUAAAUAAUUAAGAGAUUGAAUUAGGAAGAGGUGGUUAAGCAAUUGUUUAUAAGGCUGUUUUAGUAAUUCAAUAAUCUGAUAGAUGUGAGAAGAAAAUAGAAAUAGCUUUAAAGAGAAUUAAAUUACCUAAAUAGAAGCUUAUAAAUGAUAGAAUUUAUGAAUUAAUUAAAAGAGAAUAAUCAGUUUAUAGAUCUGUAAAAUCUCCUCAUAUAAUUAAAUUAUAUGGAACCAAUUUAAAUUAUAAAAAUUAAAAGUUAGAUGAUCUAGAAAAUUUGGAUUUUUAUUUUGAAUUAUGCGAUGGAAGUUUAGCAGAUUUAAUUAUGGAUCCAGAAACUAGAACAGAUUUACCAGUAAAUGAGGAUAUGGCAUUAAAUAUAUUUUAGUAAGUUGUAGAAGUAGAAUUAUUAUUGGAAAAAUCAUAAUUUUUUAGAUCAACAGGUAUAAAAGAAGGAUUGUUUCAUAGAGAUAUGAAUAUUAAAAAUAUUUUAUUUAAAAAAAAAAAAAAUAAAAUUGAUGUCAAAGUUUGUGAUUUUGGUAUGGCAAAUUACAUAUUAGAAGGAAUAUUUGUAACUUUAAACGUAGGAACUAAUGUAAAUUGUAUAAUUAUAUCUAGUCUUUCUAAAGUCCAGAAAAUAAAUUUUCGGAAUAAUAUAAUUAAGAGAAAAAUGAAGUUUGGUCAUUAGGCAUAUUAUUAUUUUGUUUGUUAAAGGGUUAUAAUUAUUAUAAAUAAAAUAGUGAUCGUUUCAAUAAUAAAAAUGAUCAUCAUGCCUUAAUUCAAAAGUUAGAAUUAUAAUUUUACACAAAAGAAUUAUUAAUAAAUUUAUUAUAAACUGAACCUAGUAAAAGAUGGGGAUAUGAUGAAAUUAAAUAAUCCAAAUGGUUUUAACUAUUUAGUUCUCAAAAAAUUAAGUAUUUGGAAACAAUAGGACCCCUUUUAAAAUUUAGAUAAAAAUGUUUUAAUGAACUUUCCCUCUAGUUAAUAGAAUAUGAAAAUUUUAUUAAUUAAAAUAAUCCUUUAUUAUAGGAAUAUUAAAUCCCAUAAGAUUUAUUACAAAUAACUUUAAAGUCUUAUUAAUUAUGGACUUGGAAAUAAUUAGAAAAGUAUAGUGGAAGUUAUUGUUAUGAACACCAUUGUUUAGAAUAAAUUUAUGAGUAUAAUGAUUAACAAUAACAACUGUAAAACAAUGAAGCAAAUUUAAUAAAUAUUACAUAAGAACUCAGAGAUUUUUUUUUAUAGAUUGACAAAAAUAAUUUAGAGGAUUAGUAAUUUAAGAAUUUCGAAAUGAAAUAGAUUAUACAAUACUGGAGUUAAAUUAAAAAAUAAACAACUAAUAUAGCCCAUUUUAGACCAGAUGCUCUUUAUUAUCAAAUAAAUUUAUUAGAACAGAUUUAACUGAAAUUAUUAAGUCUUUUAUCAAUAUUUACUUAGACUGUUGAAACAUAAAAAAUUAAUAAUAAAAUUUCUAAGUUGAAAGAAUUAUUAGAAAAAUUCUAAAAUUUAUUAUAGGAACAGCAGUAAAAAUUAGAAAACCUAAAAGAUAAAGAAUAAACAUAAUAAUAAAAAUAAUCAGAUCAAUCAGGACAAUAAUAAUAAAAAGAUUAAAUAUCAUCACCAAAUAUACAAUUAUUAAAAGAAGAAAUUGAGGAUCUUAAGUAUUAAAUUGAUGCAUGUUCAAUAGAAAUAAAAUAAAAAGAAUACACACUGUAAAUCUUAGAAUAAAAAGAAAAAUUACAGAAAACAUCAGAGUACUUAUAAAAAAUAAAAGAUUGCUUUAAACGCUUUUUUAAUUGGAAAAGACAAGAAGAAUAUAAUUUAUUUUUUAAAGAUCCAAAUGAAAAUGAUUGA
Messenger RNA from Paramecium primaurelia, 1904 nucleotides. Lineage: Eukaryota; Ciliophora; Oligohymenophorea; Peniculida; Parameciidae. The record is from the annotation of a GenBank genome assembly.